CAUAGAGAUACUAGUGGCAGAGAGGUCAGUGUAAAACUGCCUUCUGCCCGUAACGUAUCGAACCGUAGUCGGUGGAGUGAACUGUCCUGCUGUUCGAUCAGAGUCCUCCUUCGAUCCUGAAGAGCUCCACGGAGAGAUCGACAGCCCCUAUCUGGGGAUUUCCUUAUCACGAGGACUAACGCUGGACGCCAAUCUCUGAAUUCUCGUUCUUUCUGUACAGGAUAAUAAAUUCAUGUGAAUGUGAAUGGAUACCAACAUCAUCGGCUGAAAGGCCCGUUACAGAUAUUCUUCAAACUGUCAACGCGGAAACAGCCCGAUGAAUAUUCGAUUGACAGGUGGACAUACGGUGAAGCAAAGGAGAUUUAUCGGGAAUACCAAUAACAAAAUGAUCAAUAUAUGGGAAUAUUUAUAGAUAUUUUAGGAAGAUAAUUUUCCUACGAUACGAAUGUAAGCGAAUGUUGUCCCCGCCACGUGUCACAGUGAACAUACAUGCUUCUGAACGGGGCUUCGCCAGGCAUUUUUCACAAGGCAACGGUUUUCCACAUUUUGAGGAUGCAAAACGCGUUAUCACGUUAUCACGUGCCGUGACGAGACUUACAGGUUCAACAACGACAGCGGACGGCGACACGUCUCGGUGGAUUUUUGUGAGCCAGGAGACGAGUGUGGGGAUCCGCGCGGAUUCAAAUGUGAUAUCGUGCACUUGCGCGAUUCGAUUUCCUUUUUGUAUCCUAUUCAGAUUUAGAGAUACCUUUUAUUUCGUUAUGAUGAUUUUAGAUAACGUCAGUUUUUUAUGUGAGACAAAGUGUGAGCCAAAGUAAUCGAGUAUUAACCGCAGAAUUCAUUUCGCUCGUAACUCCUGCGACAUUAACGCGGGACAGAACUAACAAAUUUGCAUAUCACAAACGAGCAAACACGUGGUCGAGAACGGAUGGUGCUUUAAUUCGCAGAGCCUGAGCGAACAUUCGACCCGUGUGCCGUGCUAGGCAGAGUUUUGUUAUAAUGAGUCGUUAAUUAAGAAUGCGCGAUGACGCAGCGAAUUUACCCGUGGUCCACGAGUCCUCGCGAGGGGUCGCAGGAUAUACAAAUGGAGAUGCCAAACUCCAAUCAUUCCCUCCGCCAGGGAAAAAUCCUCUCGAGAUACACACAACGAGACAGGGAGAAGGAUAAACAUGAAGCCGAAUACAUGCUGCAGGAAAAUAGCAAAGCAAUGGAAUUCGUGCCACCGGAAAAGAAAGAGGAGAAGGAAGAGAAACCAGCCUCGCAGACGCUAUUGCCCGUGCCUUACUACAAACUCUUCCGAUUCGCGACGUCGCUCGAGCUGAUGCUGAUCUUUUUUGGCCUAAUAUUGGGCUCAUUAGUAGGAUUUUGUAUACCACUUGGUACAAUACUAUACGGCGAGUUUAGUGCGCUCCUGGUGGAUCGUAACAUGGAAAAUCACACGAGCAAUCCAACCAAUAUACUGAAAUAUUUCGGAGGCGGGAAAGUUUUAUACGAUAACGCAACCCGCGAGGAGAGGAUGGACGCUCUUUAUGACGACGCGGUGUCUUUUAGCAUUGCUGCGACAACAGUAGCGCUGAUCCAGUUUAUCCUUUCUACGCUGGCAAUCGACUUCCUCAAUAUCUCCGCCUCGAGACAAAUCAGCCGGGUGCGCAAGAUGUUCCUGAAAGCCGUCUUGAGGCAGGAUAUGGCGUGGUAUGACACGAACACGUCGACCAACUUCGCCAGCAGAAUUACCGAGGACUUGGACAAGAUGAAGGAAGGCAUUGGGGAGAAGCUUGGGAUCUUCACCUAUUUGAUCAUGUCCUUCAUCAGCUCGAUCGUCAUCUCAUUCGUGUACGGCUGGCAGCUGACUCUGGUCGUGCUAAGCUGCGCACCGAUUAUAAUAAUUGCCACGGCGAUCGUCGCCAAGGUGCAGAGCUCCCUGUCUGCUCUAGAGCUGGCGGCUUACGGACAGGCCGGCAGCAUCGCCGAGGAAGUCCUCGGCGCCAUCAGAACCGUGGUCGCCUUUAACGGUGAGCAGAAAGAGGUAGAGAGAUACACGGAAAAGCUCGUACCCGCGGAGAAAACCGGGAUUAGAAGAGGGAUGUGGUCCGGAUUGGGCGGUGGAGUGAUGUGGCUUAUCAUCUAUCUCAGCUAUGCCCUGGCAUUUUGGUACGGCGUGCAAUUAAUCCUGAGAGAUCGUCAGGAGGAGUACAAGGAGUACACGCCGGCGGUAUUGGUGAUCGUGUUCUUCGGGGUUUUAUCCGGGGCGCAAAACAUGGGUAUGACCUCACCGCAUUUCGAGGCGUUCGCGGUGGCGAAGGGAUCGGCGGCCGCGAUCUUCCAAGUACUCGACCGUGUCCCAACGAUCGACAGCUUGAGCAAGAAGGGCAAAAAGCUGAAAUCCGUCAAUGGCGAGAUCGAGUUCAGGAACGUCAAGUUCUGUUACCCGGCGAGGAAGGACGUCGAAGUGCUGCAAGGGUUGAACCUGAAGAUCAAUCGCGGCGAGACGGUGGCGCUCGUGGGCGGAUCCGGAUGCGGCAAAUCGACCUGCCUGCAACUGAUCCAGCGACUGUACGAUCCGAUCAAUGGAGAGGUUCUUCUGGACGGAGUCGACGUGUCGACGUUGAACGUUCAGUGGCUACGCUCGCACAUCGGCGUGGUCGGCCAGGAGCCCGUGCUCUUUGACACAACGAUACGGGAGAACAUCCGCUACGGAAAUGACAGCAUUACCGAGGACGAGAUGAUCAAAGCGACCAAGGAAGCGAACGCCCACGAUUUCAUCAGCAAACUGCCGGAGUGUUACGAUAGUCCCGUGGGUGAGAGGGGUUCCCAAAUGUCUGGCGGACAGAAGCAAAGAAUCGCGAUCGCACGUGCUCUGGUCAGGAGACCAGCGAUCCUUUUACUGGACGAGGCGACCUCUGCUCUGGACGUUCACAGCGAGGCGACCGUUCAAAGGGCUCUCGACGCCGCGUCGAAAGGGAGAACGACGAUUAUAGUCAGCCACAGGCUCUCCACGAUCACGAAUGUCGACAGGAUCGUGUUCAUCAAGGACGGCGUUGUCGUCGAGCAGGGAACUCACGACGAAUUGAUGGCACUCGAGAAACACUAUUACGCAUUGUACUCUGCCCACACGAACGCCGAAGUUAAAGACAAGGCUACGAAGAUCGCCGCGAAGACCAUGACGACCGCGAAGAGCCCGAAGAUGAAGACGAAGCCGACGCUGAUGAAACAGUUCUCGACGCUGUCCAUGCACUCUCAUCGACUUUCCUUGGCAAGAUCAGAAUCCACAGUGGAAGAACUCGAGGAGCACGAGAAGCCUUAUAACGCGCCCAUGAUGAGAAUAUUCGCGCUGAACAAACCAGAAUGGCUAUACAAUCUGAUAGGAUGUUUCGCGGCGACAUUGGUAGGCGCGUCCUUCCCGGCGUUCGCCGUACUGUUCGGCGAGGUCUAUGCCGUGUUGGGUCUUCAGGACCACGAGGAGAUCACCAGACGGACCAUCAACUUCUCGAUACUCUUCAUCGUCGUCGGUAUCUGUGUGGGUAUCGGAACAUUCCUGCAGAUGUACAUGUUCAGCUUGGCCGGCGUGCGGAUGACCACGCGAAUAAGAAAGCUAGCAUUCGCUGCGAUGGUGAAGCAGGAGAUGGGCUGGUACGACGAGGAUGCCAACAGCGUGGGUGCCCUUUGCGCGAGGUUGUCGUCGGACGCCGGGGCGGUCCAGGGCGCGACUGGAAGCCGCAUCGGCUCGAUACUCCAGGCCUUCUCGACCAUCGUGAUCGGAAUCGGGAUCUCCAUGUACUAUACAUGGAAGAUGACGCUGGUCUCGACGGUGUCGAUCCCGCUGGUGCUCGGCGCGGUGUUCUUUGAAGCGCGAGUGAUGAGCGGUCAAGGCAUGCAGGAGAAGAAGAAGAUGGAGGCGGCCACUCGGGUCGCUAUCGAAGCGAUAUCCAACAUCCGCACGGUCGCCAGUCUUAACAAGGAGGAGCGCUUUUUCACUAGGUAUUGCGCAGAGCUAGACCACGUCGCCAGGGCGACCAGGGUCAGGAACAGAUUGCGAGGACUGGUGUUCUCGUGCGGACAGACCGCGCCAUUCUUCGGAUACGCUCUGAGCUUCUAUUACGGCGGUUACUUGGUAGCCAGGGAGAAUCUCAACUAUGAGGAUGUCAUCAAGGUGUCAGAGGCGUUGAUCUUCGGAUCUUGGAUGCUCGGCCAGGCGCUCGCGUUUGCGCCAAACUUCAACACGGCCAAGAUUUCCGCUGGCAGAAUCUUCCGACUGCUCGACCGGGUGCCGCAGAUCACUUCGCCACCGGGAUCGGAAGGGAAGGAUCUGGACUGGAAGGCGGACGGCUUGAUCCAAUUCUCGAAAGUCGACUUUGUCUACCCAACGCGGUCGGAGGUGCAGGUGCUCAAGGGGCUGAAUCUAAUCGUGAAGCCGGGUCAGAUGGUGGCCCUCGUGGGCCAAAGCGGUUGCGGCAAAUCUACUUGUAUUCAGUUGCUCCAACGGUUGUACGAUCCGAUCGCCGGUACCGUCACGUUGGACCGCCGUGACGUCGCAUCGGUUUCCCUGUCCAGCCUUAGAUCGCAGCUCGGCGUUGUCGGCCAGGAACCGGUUCUCUUUGAUCGCACUAUCGCCGAUAACAUCGCCUACGGUGAUAACUCCCGACAGGCAAGCAUGGACGAGAUCAUCGAGGCUGCCAAGAUGUCCAACAUCCACAGCUUCAUCGCUUCGCUGCCGUUGGGUUACGACACAAGAUUGGGAUCAAAGGGUACUCAGCUUAGUGGCGGACAAAAGCAACGGAUAGCGAUCGCACGUGCGUUAUUGAGAAAUCCUCGGGUAUUGCUACUGGAUGAAGCAACUUCGGCCUUGGACACUCAAAGUGAACAGGUCGUGCAGGCGGCCCUGGACAAAGCCAUGAAGGGCAGAACGUGCAUCACCAUAGCCCACCGUCUGGCCACCAUAAGGAACGCCGACGUGAUCUGCGUGGUCGACCGGGGUGUCGUGGCCGAAAUGGGCACUCACGACGACCUGAUGGCGGCCGAUGGCCUCUACGCUCACCUGCACGCCCUCCAGGAGACCUCCAUACAGUAGAGGAACGUCGGACUUCCGCUUUUCCCUUCUACGUGCGCCGCUUGGUGCGACCGACACGGUGGAUUCGUCGAGGACAAGGGGGAAGUUAAUUCGGGGACGGUCGAGCGCGCGAGAAACGGAGGAGGACUGACCAACCGCGUAAAACCGCAGGGCGGAAUUCGAGUGGCCGCGACCACCGCCGCAGGGUUCGUUGCCCACGAAACGUCGAGGGACAUGAAGCGACGAGCGAUGCUCAAAGGAACGAACGCGUCCAGGAUCGACGGGGAAGUCCCGCGGGCUUCCCUUCCACGGGAAACGUUAACGGCUCAUCUGUCGCGUCCAUCGACUCACACCCUGCAACGAGUGCCAGCCGAGACGGGCGAGAUCGAAGAGGAAGUAUUGGCGAUCGCUACUUCCGCCGGAGAUGUGAUUGAACUUUGAAAAAUACGAAAUCAUUCUUUCUCCGUCGGGAUCCGGUCCAGUUUGAUUGACUUUCGCGAAUGAGCUAGCCAAUUUUCAUCACGAUAGGUUUUCAUUCAUCCCAUAAUGUAGUGUUCAUCACAUUGCGGUACGCAUGCAUCGACACGAACAUGGAUAGAUCGACGCCGUAGCUUUCCCAUAGGCGUGAGCAUUUCUGUGUCGCGAAUUUCGUCGGAUUUCGAUGGAUUUCACGUUUUCCGGAGAAUCGAUCCUCGCAGCAGCGAGGUUCCUCGAGCUUCACCGUGCUCGCGUCUCCUCGUUUUCCCUUCAUCCCUACGUCCAUCAUUCUCAUCUGCAUCUGGUCAUUUGAUCAUCAUCUUUGUUAGUUUUACGCGAAAUGUUACGCGGCCGAGAGGCUUAAAUUUGCGUUGAGAACGCUGUGCAUACACGCGCGUUGCUUCUCUCGGCCAUGUGACUUCAUUAGGCAUCGUAUCGUGCACACCCGCGUGACGAUACAUCCUUUUAGACGACGAAACGCGUAGCGCGCGGCAUUAUCCGUAAUGGCAGUCGACGUAAUAGACUUUAACAUUCCCCUUCGUAUCCCGCGCCGCCCCUAUUCGUACCCGUCGACUUUUCUCCCGGUGGCGUUUUCUCGGGUGAUAAUAUUUCUCCACGCGCACACGCUCGUACACGCACACGUACAACAUGCUCGCGGAUGUCGUCAUAUCCGACGACGAGUACUGAGACGCUUCGACUAUCCCUCUUCUUGUGAAAAGAGAGAAAGAGAUAACUAGAUCGGAUAAACAAGAACAGUCGAGAUGGUUUCGAUCCACCCAGCGUGAAAGGAUUCGAGGGUUUGUCGGGGACAACUCGCUACCGUAUCCCGCUGAUCGAACGAAAGUCGAUACAGUCGUCAAAUGGACCCAAUUAGCGUAAUUAAUGUUAUUGAUCUGCGCCCAUCCCGCCGUGUCUCGCUAGAUUAGAUAGACGAGCGGCGAACGGAUCGAUCGACUUGCGGGAAACUCGUGACUCGUGUAACAAGGCGUGCAAAUGGCGACAGAUGUUCAGGGUUAUAAGGGCGUGACGUGCGUAAGACCGUCUCUCCGUCUCGUCGUAAUUUCGCCGAUGGCGUGGCGACGUUCUAACGCUGCCAUGAAAAAUGUAUAUAGGUCCCUCUCUCUUUCUCUCUAUCUCUCCUGGAGGUGUGGACCACGCGUCAUCCCGCGCGUCCCUUUAUUUCUAUUCUUUCAUCUGAAAUAUUCAUCUCUUUAUUCCCACGCAGAGAAAGAAAGAAGAAAGGAGGGAACUUCCCUCUCCCAUUCAAGCGCACAGACAUACAGUAUAACGUAAACUGUACGUAAAAUGUGAUGAUUUUAUCCACGAGCCGAGACGCAGGAAACGUGAUAAAUCGUCGUCGGUCUCGUUCCACUUCUGGUGCUUCAACGAUCAGACGUUAGUGCGGAGAACUCACCGUCGCGUGGCGGAAAAAUAUGACAAAGACGACGAAGCGAGUGACGAGGGAAGCCGAUGAGGGACGCGUACGCGGUAUUAGUUUACGUCAAAGGAGGAGAUGCCUUCCCCUGUCGGGGGUGAAGGCAGAUAUAUGCGAUCGCGAGAGCGCGCGCUCUGAAUUCGAUCGACAGGAAUUAUGUAAAACAAUGCUCAUGCACGAGUAAACCGAAAUUUAUCGCCGCAAUAGCGGUUACGCCGCGCUAUGUCUUACGUAUGGCGACAUAUAAAUAAAGCGAAAUAGGAAGUCGUAUAUCUGCGGGACGGGGGGGACGACCAGGUCCCGCAGGAAUCUGGCCUCGCCCGUACGAAACGGUCCCCGGCGCGCGAAACGAAAAUCGAUAAUCGCGAAACAAUCAGCGAUACGGCGCAGCAGGCGACGCGCCCUUCUCCCAUAAAUUACUUGUCAGCGUCAUACCGCGAUUAUGUUCUCUCGAUACCCGGUGCCUUCUUUCCUUCUAGGCUUUAAUAACAAAAUUUGCCGGCGAGAAGGCUUAUCAGCUUUGCCGAUGACGUACGCACCGCUGCGAGGGAGUGCGUGCGAAAGUGGUCCCCGGACGAUUUUUCAGAAUUUGUGCCUUCGGCUUAGGGGUGCCACUAUCCCGAUCCAUUACCGCGAGAUAAUACCGCACGAGCACGUUGCGGCCGAAUGUAAAAGGGUGAUAGCUACUAAUCGACGAAUAUUCGGGGUACGACGGGAUAUACCGAGCAAAGAUGCGGUUAAUCAUGGGCUCGAAGGGGUGAUUAGCCAUUGUUUCAAGAGAGUGUUAUAUAUUGCCCUCGCGGUAUUUGUGUCUACUUACAAGCGGAUUUAACUCUAUCCUUUCGGGAUAUUCAUGGAAAAUGAAGAAUUAUCAUUUUAGACUUAUGGGAUAUGUAAUUCGGGGAAAACGGUCAACAUCGGAGGAAUCAGUGGGCCAUUUCUUACGACCCCUGGUCGAGUGACUUAUUUAGGGCUGCGGCCAUCGUAACUUAAAGAUCUUGCAUUAGUUAAGCGAAAAAAGAAGAAAUUCUUUCGAUUUGCAUGUGCGAAGAUAAUUUCUAAAGUGCAAGAAUUAGCGUAAUUCACACACGAGUAAUCAGACAUGUACGUUGAUUUGUAAUCGUGUAAGCGUACUUAUAUGAUGAUACUAGAUGUAUGAGGAGGAGGAGGCAGAGAAGGAAGUAUUAAAGCUUUUGUUAUAAGAGAGAACAAUAUCAUUGUGACGUAAUAAUAAAGAAAGAUAUAACGAAAAGAA
Molecule: messenger RNA, 8214 nt
Organism: Ooceraea biroi (clonal raider ant)
Lineage: Eukaryota; Metazoa; Arthropoda; Insecta; Hymenoptera; Formicidae
Gene: Mdr49
Product: Multi drug resistance 49
Biological process (GO): oligopeptide export from mitochondrion
Cellular component (GO): mitochondrial inner membrane
Molecular function (GO): ATP hydrolysis activity; ABC-type oligopeptide transporter activity; ATP binding
Source: RefSeq, a predicted model, not a curated record